This is a messenger RNA of Closterium sp. Naga37s-1, 339 nucleotides long. The record is from the annotation of a GenBank genome assembly. NCBI's taxonomy places the organism in Eukaryota, Viridiplantae, Streptophyta, Zygnematophyceae, Desmidiales, Closteriaceae.
AUGUCAACGGAUGUCAACGGCGUCGCCUUCGACGAGGAUGAAGACGAGGAGCAGGACGACGAGCAGUUAGAAGAUCGAGACGAUGCGCUGGAUGAGGACGAGGCUGAGGAGUCGGAAGGCAAAGAUGGCGGUUCUGGAGAAGCUGGUGGUGAGAACCAUCAAGUUGCUCAGCAGCACCACCAUGAAGCUGCUGAACAGCAGCAACAGGCGCUUGCCGAGCCGAAUCCUCCUGCCGACCGCGGAACUCGCACUGAAGGUAUGGGGGCGUACAGGUACCGUGAGAAUCGAGCUCUGCAGGCGCGGGUUGAGGAUUUUCAUAGGACGAUCGAUAUCCUUUAG